AUGGCGAGUCGACAGGAUCCACUUACGAGGCUUCUUCAGGCCGAGAGUUUGAAUGCAGCCACACAGACUGAGGUACUCUGCUCGUAUUUUGGCACGACACACCAAAGACCUGCCCGAUACUUCAACGAUUUCAUCGCCUAUUACGCGGAAGAGCCCAAAAAGCUACAGACCGGCCUUACUCGGUCAGACUGGCCGAUCCCGAAGCUUGAUGAGAAGACACAUCGCGACAUCCUGGGUAUCACAACGAUACUUAGGGACAACAGCGACCAGAAACGCUCAAUCGUCCGGGAUAUGAUCAAAGAUCGUCAAACGCACCCAAAUGAGCGCUCACUGGAUCAUUUGUGUGAUCUAGCCGUCCGGAUGUGGCUCAUGAUCAAUGUCCUCGAUGCUGAAGUUGACCUGGUUGAUGAUGAAGCGCCUCGAAAGCCAUGGCGAGAAGACCAGAGCCUUGACAAUCUAAUCAAGUCAUUGUUUCCUCAAUCCAAAAUCGAUCUCGAUUUGAAGGAGUCUCGGCUGGACCCUCAUUUUACAGCGACCAAUCUCGAGAAGAUCUGUGGAUUGAGGUUGGAAUGGACACGAUGUCUAGCGAAUCACCUCAGGCUAGAUCGCCGGAAGAAGGUCCUUUGGGUUUUCCCGUACAAAGCAUUCUUGCAAGGUCAUCUUGACUACGAGUCAGAGGAGCUGUCAAACCCCGGAACCCUCGAAUCCAAGCGCAGAAUCUUUCCGGAAGGUCUGCUUCGCGAGACAAUACUCACUCUCAACCUCCUAUUUCCACCCUGGGACCCAAGCACUAACGAUUUGUUGAGACGGCACAACCAGCACUUUCACGAGCAGGAGCCUCUUGACGAGCCCGUACGACUGAGCUUCCAGGAAUUCUUGUACUGGCGUGAUCGUCUGUUGGACCUAUAUGAGAUGGUCUUCUUAGCCCCGCCCGAUGACUGGCGACAGUUGUGGGCUGACAGGAGGAAUCCUUUGCAGUGGUAUACUUUCUGGAUUGCGUUGACAGUGUUGGUUCUGUCAAUUAUCUCGUGCGUGGCUUCGAUUGUGCAGACUUGGGCAACGUUGAAGUCCCUAUACGCUGGGGGCUGA
Diaporthe amygdali is the source of this 1089-nucleotide messenger RNA. RefSeq lists its product as uncharacterized. The transcript is spliced from 2 exons. The record is from RefSeq and is a predicted model, not a curated record. The coding region runs from base 1 to 1089 and encodes 362 amino acids. NCBI's taxonomy places the organism in Eukaryota, Fungi, Ascomycota, Sordariomycetes, Diaporthales, Diaporthaceae.